AUGCUGCACAUGUUUCGUUUAACAGGUUUGCCUGUUUGCCCAGAGCUGACUCGAGAGCACAUCCCUAAAACCAGGGACGUGGGUCACUUUUUGUCUGUUACUGGGACUGUCAUACGUACCAGUCUGGUGAAGGUUCUGGAGUUUGAGCGGAGUUACAUCUGCGAUAAGUGCAAGCACGUCUUUGUCGUCAAGGCUGACUUCGAGCAGUACUACGCGUUCUGUCGUCCAUCAGCCUGUCUUAAUGAAGAAGGCUGCAACUCAACCAAGUUCACCUGUCUCUCUGGAACAACCUCUUCUCCUACCUGCUGCAGAGACUAUCAAGAAAUCAAAAUUCAGGAACAGGUUCAAAGACUGUCUGUUGGAAGCAUCCCUCGUUGCAUGGUGGUUGUUCUGGAAGAUGACUUAGUGGACAGUUGCAAGUCUGGAGAUGACAUCACAGUGUAUGGAGUGGUAAUGCAGAGGUGGAAACCUUUCCACGAGAGUGCACGCUGUGACUUGGAGCUUGUUUUGAAAGCCAACUAUGUUAAAGUAAAUAAUGAGCAGCUAUCAGGGGUUGUAAUUGAUGAAGAAGUCCGCAAGGAAUUUGAAGACUUCUGGGAAAAGCAUAGGAAUGAUCCCUUAGCAGGGAGGAAUGAAAUUUUGGCCAGCUUAUGUCCUCAAGUGUUUGGGUUGUACCUGGUGAAGUUGGCUGUAGCCAUGGUGCUUGCUGGUGGUGUACAGAGGACUGAUGCUACUGGAACUCGAAUCAGAGGUGAAUCACAUCUUCUGUUGGUUGGAGACCCAGGCACGGGGAAGUCUCAGUUUCUCAAGUAUGCAGUAAAGAUUAUGCCACGCUCAGUGCUUACUGCAGGAAUUGGAUCUACAAGUGCAGGUCUGGAGAGAAGCCAGAGAGAACAUUUUGGCUCAGCAUAA
Antrostomus carolinensis (chuck-will's-widow) is the source of this 912-nucleotide messenger RNA. RefSeq names its product minichromosome maintenance 9 homologous recombination repair factor (gene MCM9). Gene Ontology annotation, biological process: double-strand break repair via homologous recombination. The coding region runs from base 1 to 912 and encodes 303 amino acids. NCBI's taxonomy places the organism in Eukaryota, Metazoa, Chordata, Aves, Caprimulgiformes, Caprimulgidae. Gene Ontology annotation, cellular component: MCM complex; nucleus. Gene Ontology annotation, molecular function: single-stranded DNA helicase activity; ATP binding; single-stranded DNA binding. The transcript is spliced from 6 exons. The record is from RefSeq and is a predicted model, not a curated record.